Ahaetulla prasina is the source of this 3514-nucleotide messenger RNA. RefSeq names its product diphthamide biosynthesis 1 (gene DPH1). Gene Ontology annotation, biological process: protein histidyl modification to diphthamide. The transcript is spliced from 12 exons. Gene Ontology annotation, molecular function: 2-(3-amino-3-carboxypropyl)histidine synthase activity. The record is from RefSeq and is a predicted model, not a curated record. NCBI's taxonomy places the organism in Eukaryota, Metazoa, Chordata, Lepidosauria, Squamata, Colubridae. The coding region runs from base 16 to 1560 and encodes 514 amino acids.
GACGCCGCGGGAACGAUGGGGGGGGGGGGGCUCAGCCCCGCCUUCUUUCUCGGCGGCCGCGAAGGCGCUCUGCGCACGCUCAGGAACCCGUCGUCUCCGCCCAUCGGCGGCUCGGCGCUCCUCUGGCCGGCCUGGCUCCCCGCUCGAUUGGCGCUGCCUUGGCGGCUCCACGUGGGCGCGACGGCCAUGGCGGCGGCCGGGGAGGGAGGCGGCGGCGGCGGCGGCCCUCAUGCUCUGGCGGCGGCUAGGCGAGCCCCCCGCCGAAUGGCCCACCAUGUCCCCCAGGAGAUUCUCUCUGAUCCAGAACUCCAGGACGCCGUGGGACGCCUCCCUCACAACUACAACUUUGAGGUCUACAAAACAGUGUGGCGGGUCCGUCAGGCCCAAGCCAGGAGGGUGGCGCUGCAGUUGCCAGAGGGGCUCCUGAUGUUUGCUUGCACUCUUGCCGACAUUGUUGAAAGGUUCACCGGGGCAGAAGCCGUGGUGAUGGGCGACGUGACUUAUGGGGCCUGCUGCGUGGAUGACUUCACUGCACGCUCCUUGGGAGCGGACUUCCUCGUCCACUACGGCCACAGCUGCCUGAUUCCCAUCGACUCCACGCAGGGCCUGAAGAUGCUCUACGUGUUUGUGGACAUCAAGAUUGACACGGCCCACCUCCUGGAGACCCUCCGGUUCAACUUCCCGGUUGGGGCUAAAUUGGCGCUGGUUAGCACCGUCCAGUUUGUAUCUGCGCUGCAGGCUGCCUCCCGGGAACUCCAGCCCGACUACUGCGUCUGGACCCCCCAAUGCAAGCCCCUCUCCCCAGGGGAGCUGCUGGGCUGCACGUCCCCUCGGCUGGCUCAGGAGACGGACGCCAUUGUCUACCUGGGAGACGGCCGAUUCCACCUGGAGUCCAUCAUGAUCGCCAACCCUGAGGUUCCUGCCUACAGGUACGAUCCGUACAGCAAAGUCUUCUCCCAGGAGUUCUACGCCCACCAACGCAUGCAGGAGUCCCGGAAGGCAGCCAUCCGCCAAGCGGCCGGUGCCCGCAAGUGGGGCCUCAUCCUGGGCACCCUGGGGCGGCAGGGGUCUCCGGCCAUCCUGCAGCACCUGGAGUCGAGCCUGGAGACAGCAGGGCGUCCCUACAUCCGGCUUCUCCUCUCUGAGAUCUUCCCCAGCAAAUUGCAGCUGUUUCCAGAUGUUGAGGCCUGGGUGCAAGUGGCGUGUCCCCGCCUCUCCAUCGACUGGGGGGAGGCCUUUGAAAAGCCACUGCUGACACCUUAUGAGGCUGCGGUGGCUCUGCAGCAGAUCAAAUGGCAGGAGAUCUAUCCUAUGGACUUCUACGCCGGUCAGUCUCUAGGACCGUGGACGGUGAACCACCCCAGCCACCAGCCCCAGAAGGGGGGCAGGACCAAAGAGGUGAACCUGGCCAAAUCUGUGCUCCCACUUGGGAAAGAAGCCCUGAAGAGCUGCUCCUGCCAGCAGGAGACGGAGGAGGAGGAGGCGCCAUCAAACCUCGGAAUGGAGUCGGGAACUCAGAUUGGUCCCGGGCAGUGCGUGGAGGAGAAGCAGCAGCAAUAGGGGCCAAGACACUUUGGGGCGAUUCCCCCAUCCCACCCACCCUGUUCCAGUGGAAAAAAAGCACUGUUUGCAAACUUUGGAUAGGAGGAGGCUGCAUUCCACUGCCAGCUCUUUGGGAGGCCUGGUUUUGCCUUCGGGCCUUCCUGCAACCACCGACUUUUGGGGUUCAGAAGCUGGAGAAUCAGAAGUACCUUUGCUGGAGUAAUUAUUGAAGAGAACUGGGGCUUUGCCAGAGACAAUGAAACUGAAUAUUUCAACUAAUAAUAUUAGUGACUAAGCACAGGUACCUGAAGCUAUGUGGCGAGGAAGGCCUGGCAGCAAUAGGCAGAAAGGGUAGGUGUGCCUGGGGGGUGGGGGUGGAGAGAAGAGCCCCCACAAUCAGAUGGUAUCUGGGAGUGCAAGAAGUCCUCGUAUCCAUCCAUGCCAGUUGGUAUCAGAGGCAUCCUUGGGACAAAACGUUUCUGCCUUCCGCUCUGCUUUUUUAUGGCGCAGUGGUUAGAAGGUAGCAUUGCAGGCUGACUGUGCCCACAGCCAGGAGUUCGAUCCUGACAGGCUCGAGGUUGAUUCAGCCUUCCAUCCUUCUGAGGUCGGUAAAAUGAGGACCCAGAUUGUUGAAGGCAACAUGCAAAUAAUGCUGACAUUGUAAACUGCUCAGAGAGCACCGUAAAGCACUGUGAAGGGGUUCCUAAGCCAAAAUGCUAUUGCUGUUGUUGACAUGCCUGAAUAAGACUUGUCAUCAUUGCUAUCAAAUCAAAACUGGUGAUGCAUUGUUAAGGAGUUAAAAGGGAUGAUAACCCGGAAAUGUCUCGAUUUCAGUUCUCUGGCCUCAGCAGGGAAACAAAUCUGAGCCAGCAUCAGAUGCUUUUUGCCAAGGGUGCUUUCUGAAGCAAAAAAGGUAACUUUUUAGAAUAGAAUAGAAUAGAAUAGAAUAGAAUAGAAUUUUAUUGGCCAAGUGUGAUUGGACACACAAGGAAUUUGUCUUUAAAGUACAAACACCGAGGGAGGUUGCCCUCCACUGAUCCAGUGUCCCAGGCCCUUUUCUCAGCCUGAAGAGAAGCUCCUUUUGCAAUCUAGGGAAUGCUCUGGACACGACAGACUGGAGGAAUGUCUGGUUAUAUUAACCUAUUUUUGUUAUCCCAUCCUUGUGCCUCUUUGUGUCCAGCCACACAUUAUCUCUUUCCCAUUAACUAGAUUGGGGGCAGGGGUUUGGAGCCGUGGGAAGGCCACAAAAGAGUCUACUCCUCUUUGAUUUAUUUUUUAUUUUAUUUUAUUUAUUUUUGUCACACGGUAUAUAUAAGCAUAAGUAUGAAAUAAUUAUACAAUAUAUAAGCAUAUAUAUGAAUAUAAUAACUAUAUUAAUUGGAUAUAACGAAGGAAAACAAUAGGACAGGAAAGGUAGGCACAUUUGUGCUCUUAUGCACGCCCCGUACAGACCUCUUAGGAAUGGGGUGAGGUCAAUGGUAGAUAGUUUUUGGUUGAAGUUUUUGAGAUUUUGGGAAGAUCCAAACAUGCCUGGGUUAAUCCAGCUCCCAUUUCAGUAUUGAGGCUAGGGUUAAGGAGUUCCUCUCCAGGCAGCUGAAUGUUUAUGGAGAUUCUCAGUCCGGAGCCCUCUGGGUGACCUUGGGCCAAUCACUUUCUCUCGGCUCUAGGAAGAAGGCAAUGGCAAGCCAGUUUUGAAAAACCUUGGCAAGAAAACCACAGGGACCAGUCCAGGCAAACCCCAGGGACCAACAGAGACACCAAAGAGGAACCACCACCACAAGUCAGCUCCACCAAACCCAGUGCAGUGCAGGGACAGCAGACCUUGCCUGGUCCUGCUGGGGGGAGAAGACAGGCCUCCCCCUUAGAGAGCUGGGACUCCUUCCAUGGGGCCCUGGUUGCAUUGCCUCCUCCAAACGCGGAAUGGCUGCAAUGGGUGCAGGCCUGGUGCGGGGCCAGUGGGCAUCACCGCGGG